GGGCGCGAGGCCAUCGUCAAGCUGCUGCUCGAGAAGGGCGCCGACGUCGAGUCCAAGGACAAACAUGGUCGGACGCCGCUAUCGUGGGCCGCCGAGAAUGGGCGUAAGGCCAUCGUCAAGCUGCUGCUCGAGAAGGGCGCCGACGUCGAGUCCAAGGACAAAGAUGGUCUGACGCCGCUAUCGUGGGCCGCCGAGGAUGGGCACGAGGCCAUCGUCAAGCUGCUGCUCGAGAAGGGCGCCGACGUCGAGUCCAGGGACUUUUUUGGUUGGACGCCGCUGUCGUGCGCCGCCGAGAAC
Ilyonectria robusta is the source of this 297-nucleotide messenger RNA. RefSeq names its product ankyrin repeat-containing domain protein. The record is from RefSeq and is a predicted model, not a curated record. Gene Ontology annotation, molecular function: protein binding. NCBI's taxonomy places the organism in Eukaryota, Fungi, Ascomycota, Sordariomycetes, Hypocreales, Nectriaceae. The transcript has a single exon. The annotation marks the transcript as partial.